AGCAGGGCUCCCUGUGCAGAGAAUAGUUGUGCUCUGUCUGUACUUCUUUGCUGUGCUAAAUACCUUUAAGAGGCCGGCUGGGUGUGGGUGCCCCAGGUGCCCGUGUGAGGUUCUGAAAGAUGAUGCCCACAUCUCUCUCGCCUGCACUGGCAUACAGCAUAAUGCCGACGUUCUGUGUUUUCCUCUUUUACCUUUUCUGCCCAUCUUGUGGUCGCUUGAACUCCACUGUAAACCUGACGCUGGCGGUUGUGCUACCGGAUAAGAACCUGAGAUAUGCUUGGUCUUGGCCCCGCAUUGCUCCUGCUCUGCACAUGGCAAUAGAAUAUGCACAAGGUGAGCUUCAACUUCUUCCUGGGUACCAAGUGAAUUGGGUCUUCCUCACCUCUGAGCUUGAGGGGGCCUGCUCAGAAUAUGUGGCCCCUCUUAAUGCAGUUGACUUAAAACUCUUUUAUGACCCCGAUGCAUUUUUUGGCCCAGGCUGUGUGUACCCUGCGGCAUCAGUCGCCCGCUUUGCCACUCACUGGCGCCUUCCCCUGAUAACUGCGGGUGCUCUGGCUUUUGGUUUUAAGCAGGAUGAUAAUCAUUAUAAUACAACUGUACGGACAGGACCCACCGCAAUAAAGUUGGGAGAGUUUGUGUCGCAUCUUCAUGAACAUUUCAACUGGAGCUCACGAGCUGCACUGGUUUACUAUGACGUUAAGAUGGAUGACCGGCCGCACUACUUCAUCAUUGAGGGCGUCUACCUGGCACUAGACAAGGAUUUUGGGAACCUUACUGUCCGCUAUCAAAUGUACCAGGAUGAUGAGAAUGUCGGCAGUGUGGUUCAGUUCAUACAGAACAAUGGGCGAGUUAUAUACAUAUGUGGGCCCCUGGAAAUGCUCCAUAUGAUCAUGCGUCAGGCACACAAAGAGAAGCUAACUAACGGAGACUACGUGUUUUUCUACGUUGAUGUAUUUGGGGAGAGUUUAAGAGCAGAAGGAAACCGAGAAGCCGGGAAACCUUGGCAAAGCAACCAAAGCGAUGAGCAAGACCGUGAGCUUAAGGAAGCUUUCAAGACUGUGCUUAUAAUCACUUACCAUGAGCCACAGAACCCAGAAUACUUUGAAUUCCAGAGGAAACUCAUCCAGAAGUCGAAGGAGACUUUUAAGGUGGAUCUGAACUAUACUUUGGUUGUUGGAUACUACAAUGGUAUCACCAAGCAGAUUAACUGGAUCGGAAAGACCAUUCUGUGGCUGAAAGGCUUCCCCCCAUCAGAAAGCCCUCCGUGUGUGUUUAAUACAGACGACCCAUCUUGCGUGAAGACCUCAGUCUCCACUCUGACCAUCGUGGCUCUCGGUUCCGGCCUCACUUUCCUCAUUUUUGGGAUGGCGAGCUUUCUCAUAAUGAGGAAACUGAUGCUUGAGAAGGAACUAGCCAGCAUGCUGUGGAGGAUUCGAUGGGAGGAACUACAGUUUGGAAAUUCAGAACGUUAUCAUAAAAGAGCUGGAAGUCGCAUCACUUUGUCGCUGAGAGGCUCAAGUUACGGUUCCCUGAUGACGGCUCAUGGGAAAUAUCAAAUCUUUGCCAACACUGGACACUUUAAGGGUAAUGUUGUUGCCAUUAAAUAUGUAAACAAGAAACGCAUAGAACUGACCCGACAGGUUCUGUUUGAGCUGAAACACAUGCGUGAUGUUCAGUUUAAUCAUCUGACACGGUUUCUGGGGGCCUGUAUAGAUGCUCCCAACAUCUGUAUUGUGACAGAGUACUGCCCUAGAGGAAGUCUGCAGGACAUAUUAGAAAACGACAGUAUCAACUUGGACUGGAUGUUCCGACACUCGUUAAUUAAUGACAUUGUCAAGGGAAUGUGUUUUCUGCAUCGCAGUAUAAUUGGCUCUCACGGGAACCUUAAGUCCUCAAACUGCGUAGUAGAUAGUCGCUUUGUCCUGAAGAUUACAGACUAUGGUCUAGCCAGCUUCCGCUCCUUGUGUGACGUGGAGGAUGGAUACGCAUUAUAUGCCAGUAGGUGUGACGACGCAGACCACGCAAGUAAUACCAGGCCCUGUGUGACAAAUAAAUACAUCUGGCUUGUAGGCACACUUACCUCAUCGCACAUCCCUCACUUACAGGUUGAGACUAUUGGCGAUGCUUACAUGGUAGUUUCGGGAUUACCCGUGCGGAACGAAACGCUACAUGCAAGAGAGAUAGGCAGAAUGUCACUAGCACUACUGGAAGCUGUAAAAACAUUCAAGAUUCGGCACAGACCCAGCACACAGCUACGGUUACGGAUAGGAAUUCAUACAGGCCCGGUGUGUGCUGGGGUUGUUGGGCUAAAGAUGCCACGAUACUGUUUGUUCGGAGACACAGUUAAUACAGCAUCACGCUUGGAAUCUAAUGGAGAAGCUCUCAGGAUACACAUAUCAUCUACCACAAAGGAGGUUCUGGACGAGUUUGGUUGUUUUCAGCUGGAGCUUCGUGGAGACGUUGAGAUGAAGGGGAAGGGUAAGAUGAGAACUUAUUGGCUUCUGAGGGAAAACACAGAGGACAAUGUUAUCUGAGGCACCUGGGCCCCCGUCCAUCUCUGUACCAUGACCAGUGCAUAGGACUGAUCUAGGGCCCUGGCAGCACUGCACCCCUACAGCCUGGCACUCUCAGGGGCACACAAAUUUUAGCCUUGCUGAUUGGACCACUUUUUUUUCUUGGCUACCAAUUUAUUCGGAGUAGUACUUACACACCAGCUAUUUGGCUAAGAAGUUUUCUCUUGUUUGAUGGCUCAAGAGAAGUUAUGAUUAAAAACUCCUGGCAGAGAUAGCACUGGAUUCCAGGACAACUCAGCUUGAACUGUAUAAAGCAGCGAGACCAGCAACUCAUCCUGCUAUGCAGGCUUGAAGCAGACCUACAGUAUACCUCACACCGCCCAGCACCGUAGCACUGAACUCUAGUAACCAAUGGCGCCGUGUAACAGUAUUUAGUGGGCCCUAGCUGGAAGUGGUUUUAGUGUCACACGGCCCCUUCUGCAUCUCACACCUGAUGGUCUUUUGUAAAAAUCCUGUGUAUGUCCAUCCUUUCAACAGUUAGAACAUGCAGAAAUCACAAGAAAAAGACCAUGUUUAACAUGAAAUCAAUGCAAGUUUGUGAAGUGUGUUUUGUUACGGAGGGCAGAAAUAUAUGCAAAUAUGAUAUCCCUAAAUGUUUGUGAUAUAGAAAAUAGAAGAGAUCACAUAUA
Molecule: messenger RNA, 3202 nt
Organism: Bombina bombina (fire-bellied toad)
Lineage: Eukaryota; Metazoa; Chordata; Amphibia; Anura; Bombinatoridae
Product: atrial natriuretic peptide receptor 2-like
Biological process (GO): intracellular signal transduction; receptor guanylyl cyclase signaling pathway; cGMP biosynthetic process
Cellular component (GO): membrane
Molecular function (GO): peptide hormone binding; protein kinase activity; guanylate cyclase activity
Source: RefSeq, a predicted model, not a curated record